Messenger RNA from Euleptes europaea (tarantolino), 872 nucleotides. RefSeq names its product coiled-coil domain containing 127 (gene CCDC127). The record is from RefSeq and is a predicted model, not a curated record. The coding region runs from base 41 to 832 and encodes 263 amino acids. NCBI's taxonomy places the organism in Eukaryota, Metazoa, Chordata, Lepidosauria, Squamata, Sphaerodactylidae. The transcript is spliced from 2 exons.
AUACCUAAGAGUUCUUUUCUCCUAAUUUUAAGGUUUGUCCAUGAAUAAUUUAAAUGACCCUCCAAAUUGGAACAUCCACCCCAAUGCCAGGGACGAUGGAGGCCAUGGAAGCAAAUGGAAUUAUGCUUUGCUGGUUCCAAUGCUGGGACUGGCUGCCUUCCGUUGGAUCUGGUCCAGAGAAUCUCAGAAAGAGAUAGAAAAAGAGAAAAAAAAUUUCUAUCGAAAACUGUCAACAGUACAGAGAGAGCUUGAAUCUAAAUACCGUGAUAUAAUUACUGAAAAUCGCCGUUCCGUUGCCCACUUAGAGCUGGAAUUGGAAAAGGAACGGAACAGAACGUCAAGUUACCGUGAGGCCCUCGUCUCGCAGAGCCGUAAGUUGGUGGAGGAAAGAAGAACCCUGGAAAAAGAGCAUGCCCAAUUGGAACAAGAAAAAAAGGCCCUGCAGCAUUCUGGAGCCGUUGGCGCUUUGUACCAAAGUUGUCUGGAGAAAGAAGCGCAGUGGCACAAGAGAGCAAGUGCUUUGCUCAAAGAGUUUGAGGAAACUCUCACUGAAAGGCAGGAGAUCUACUGCAGCCUGAUGCUGCCAAGAACCCAGCGACUGGAAAUUGAGAAGAAUUUACUCAUUAAAGCAGCAACAGAUCCAGUUGCUUUGGACCUGGGAAUGGAGACAGGCUUGAAAGAUAUUUUUAGGCACGAUACUUAUUGCAGCAACUUGUUAAACACAAAUAAACGUCGAAACGGGAGGCUGAUGUGGCUUUACCUUCAAUACUGGGAAUUGUCUGUGGAACUUAAGAAGUUCAAGAGGGUAGAGAAGGCCUUGUUGGGAAAUUAGCGGCUGAAACCAGUGGCCAUCCAGAUCAGUAUCAGGUACA